CUCCGGUGACAGCUGUUCGUCAAACACCUCAAAACUCUGCACGCGCUCCUCUCCGGGUGUGACGUCCUCCGCGCGCUGGUAUGACGUGAUGACGUGUUUCUUUUAGUGUUUGUGGAGUGUUGUGAGCGAGCACGCCGCGCUGCUGCUGCUCACGGAGGCGCGCACGUACUCAAACAUGGACGCGCUGUUGGACUUUGAGGAGUGCGUCAAAGACACGCCGCGCUUCAGACUGAGCCUGGAUCAGUUUGAGACUGAAGUCUCUCACCUGGAAAAAGCUUUGGAAAAGGUGCUGAAGUUGUGUGGGAAGAUGGUGGAGGCGGGACAAUCGUACAGCUCCACCAAUCAGAAGUUCCUGAGCGGCUUAAAGGAGCUGUGUGGAUUUUACCACAAAGACGGAGUCAUCACAGGUUGUCUGGAGCAGUUCCAUCAGGCUCUGAGUGAGGUCCACAGCUUCCACACUAUGUUUUUGGAUCAGACUCAGAGGGCCAUCGCUCAGCAGCUCUCCAGCCUCUGCUCCCAGUUUCUGCCCCCUCUGGCUGACUGCAGGAGAGAGUUCUUGAGGAUCGGGGAGGAUCUGGAGUCUGUGAGUCUGAAAAACGCUCAGGUCUCCAGACUGAAACAGGCUGAAGCUGAGAAGAGCUCACUGCUCCUGCUGGCGACGAGGAAGUGCUACCAGCACUUCACCCUCGACUACUGCCUGCAGCUGAACUCUUUCCGGACGCAGCACAGAGCCGACAUCCUCAACUCAAUCUUCUCAUUCGUUCAGGCCCAGAGCACCUUCUUCCACCAGGGAUUUGACCUCCUGAAAGACCUGGAGCCGACCAUCAAGAGCAUGGCCCAGCAGAUUUCACGAGUGUCGUCUGAAUGUUCAGCCACAAGGAAAGAACUGGAGAACACACACCAGCUCGUCCAACAGAGGGACGCCUGUGGGGAGCCCUGGGCUGGUCCGUGUCCGCUCUCUGGAGACUCUCUUCAGGGAAAACUGUUCAAACGCAGCCGCCGGAAAACCAAGACCUGGAAGAGAUGUUGGUUUUCGAUUCGAGACAAUCAGCUCCUCUACAGAAAAUCCCAUAAGGAGGACUCUGUGGUUCUGUUCGAGGAUCUCAGACUUUGUGCUGUCAAAAUAUUAGAAAGUAUCGACCGACGAUUCUGCUUCGAACUGCUCUCUGUGCAGAAGUCCUGUGUACUUCAGGCAGACUCAGAGCUUCUCAGACAGACCUGGGUCACAGCUUUACAGGGGAGCAUCGACCAGGCCUACAGAGACUCCCCCAAACCCCAGUCUCCAGACUCUCCUCCGCUGGCCCCCCCUCAGGCCUCUCCUCGUGCCCAGGACAGGCUCACUGUCCUGGGUGUAGCUCUGCAGGGAGCAGGGAACCUCUGGUGCUGCGACUGUGGAGCCGAGGAGCCGAGAUGGGCCUCAGUCAAUCUGGGAGUGACUGUCUGCAUCCACUGCUCUGGGAUACACAGGAGUCUGGGGGUUCACGUGUCAAAGGUCAGAUCCAUCACUCUGGACUCGUGGGACCCAGAACAUCUCAAGCUGCUGUGCAUUCUGGGAAACGAUGUGAUGAACAGAGUGUACGAGGCGGGAUGUGCAGAGGAGGGUCGAGUCAAACCACAGCACGACACAUCAAGAUCAGAAAAAGAAGAAUGGAUUAAAGAAAAGUACAUAGACAAGAGAUUUGUGAAAAGAGACGAUCCAGAUUGUUCUAAGGAGGAGCGGGCGCGGCGUCUGUAUCGGGCGGCGGUGGAAGGGGACCUGGUCUCCAUGGCGACAGCUUUGGCUCAGGGGUCAGAGGUCAACGCCGUGGUGCCAGAGGAACAUGGCCGCACGGCGCUGAUCGGAGCCGCAGUCGGGGGGUCGCUCUUGGCCUGUGAGUUUCUUCUUCUGAACGGAGCGAACGUGAAUCACAGAGACCUGCGUGGACAGGGCGCUCUGCACGCGGCGGCCACUGCUGGACACACCGGUCAGGUGUGUCUGCUGCUGAAGCGAGGAGCCAAUCAGUACGCAGCAGACGAGAGAGGACACGACCCGUUGGCCAUCGCCGUGGAGACCGCCAACGCCGACAUCGUCACUCUUUUGAGAAUGGCCCGAAUGAACGAAGAGAUGAAAGACUCAGAGGGACUGGGAGCCACAGGCGACGAUGAAACGUUCCAGGACAUUUUCCGAGAUUUCAGUGACAUGGCGUCGCACCAGCCGGACAAACUGAGCCGACGCACGUUCAGCCGCGACGCAGAGGACGACCAGGAGUAGACUGAGAAUGAACGCAGAGGAGACGCAGAGGAAGAUAAAAGUCCUGCUCGUCGUCCCCAGUCAAGUCCUCGUUUUCUGACCUCGACCUCUGACCUCUGACCUCUGACCUGCGUAAUCUCUUCUUCUGCGCGUGACGGGUCGACCUGAUCCGUGUCUUGAGUUUGUACUUCUGUAAACGGGGACGGAGGAGGAUCAGCCGUGACAAAGACUGUGGUAAAAGUACGAGCGGGCGCCGCCUCUGGACCAUCGACUGUUGACGUAGCUAACCCGCUAGCCGCCGCGCUACAAACAGGAAGUGAUCAUGAGUGCACUUCCUGCUCCAUCGACUCCACCUCUUUGCUCUUAAAUGUUCGUAUUAACCCUCGACAUGAUCCUGGGGUUUUUAUUUCACUCUUGUGUCUGUAAAAUCAAGAUCUGAACAUUAAAAACAGACGAAUCAGGCGUCUUCUCUGGUUGCUAUGACACUCGUGGUCAUGACUCUGCUCUAAAUUCGCCGCUACGCCCGCUCCGGCCUCGAUGAGCUUCAUUUGGAGGUG
This is a messenger RNA of Periophthalmus magnuspinnatus, 2787 nucleotides long. RefSeq names its product BAR_ACAPs and ArfGap_ACAP domain-containing protein. Bases 176 to 2251 code for a protein of 691 amino acids. Gene Ontology annotation, molecular function: GTPase activator activity; protein binding. Gene Ontology annotation, cellular component: cytoplasm. The record is from RefSeq and is a predicted model, not a curated record. The transcript has 22 exons. Lineage: Eukaryota; Metazoa; Chordata; Actinopteri; Gobiiformes; Gobiidae.